Puccinia graminis f. sp. tritici CRL 75-36-700-3 is the source of this 2160-nucleotide messenger RNA. Its product is annotated as AGC/AKT protein kinase. Gene Ontology annotation, biological process: protein phosphorylation. Gene Ontology annotation, molecular function: ATP binding; protein serine/threonine kinase activity. The coding region runs from base 168 to 1823 and encodes 551 amino acids. The record is from RefSeq and is a predicted model, not a curated record. The transcript has 17 exons. Lineage: Eukaryota; Fungi; Basidiomycota; Pucciniomycetes; Pucciniales; Pucciniaceae.
GUGACAGUUGAUGAACCUAGAAAGUAGCGGUUGAACCUUCAUGAUCCAUCGCACCACUCCCGGACCCAACUGAGCCUACAUAGCAGCUGCCUCCUAAUCAAACCAACCAAUCCACAACUGCCUCAACUCACUCCCGAACCUCACAUCCAGAAUAUUAUUGUACCAACAUGAAAGCAGCCGCAGCGAGAACAUUCGGAAAGAAGCCCAAAGAUUCUGUUCCUUCGAGUGGUUCCGAUCCCAAGGCUGACGAGUCAGUCGACAACAAGCCCGGCGAAGCUCGAUCACUCAAGGUCUCCUCUCCUGGCACUUUGGUCAUCCGGAUCGUCGAGGCCACCGGACUGAAGCUUCCUGAGGGGACCGAACUUCCGGAACGUAUCCAACGUGCACUCGAGAGCGAUGCGGCAAAUUCUAGCUCUGUUAGCGGUAGUGUCGGCCCCGGCUUGAAUAGUAAAGCCAGCCAUAGAGUUAGCGUCCACCGAAAACAAAAAUGGUGGUUACCCUAUUGUAUCUUGACUUAUGAUAAAAAUGAAAUUUUGGUUGAUGCAGUCGGUGGAGCACUUGAAAAUCCGGGCUGGAUGUAUCGAGCAGACUUUGACGUGUCGCGUGCAUCCGACGUGACGGUUUCAGCUUAUUUGAGAACUGCUCCGGGUCAUGAUCGACAAGACAUGGGUAAUGAUUUACUAAUCAGCAGUGUCACCUUCUCUCCCAAUAUCCAAGCUAAGGGUGUGACCGAUGCAUGGUAUUCCGCUAGCAGUGGCGAAGGAAAGUUCCAUGUGCAAGUGAUGUACAAAGCUUCCGCCAAUGAUCCUUUGACCAUCGACUCAUUCGAGUUGUUAAAAGUGAUCGGGAAAGGAUCAUUCGGGAAAGUCAUGCAAGUUCGCAAGAAAGACACGGGGCGAAUUUAUGCGCUCAAAACCAUUCGAAAGGCUCACAUCGUUUCUCGAUCAGAGGUUACUCACACCCUUGCCGAACGAACCGUCUUGGCCCAAAUUACCAACCCAUUCAUCGUUCCUCUCAAGUUUUGUUUCCAAAACCCGGACAAGCUUUAUCUGGUCUUAUCCUUCAUCAACGGUGGUGAAUUGUUCCAUCAUCUCCAGCGUGAGGGUAGAUUUAGUGAGGAACGAUCGAGACUUUACACUGCUGAACUUCUCUCGGCACUCGAAUGCCUACAUUCCAUGGAUGUCAUUUACCGUGAUUUGAAGCCAGAAAAUAUUCUUUUGGAUUAUACUGGUCACAUUGCCUUGUGUGACUUUGGGCUUUGUAAGCUCAACAUGGGUGAAGCCGAACGAACAAAUACAUUCUGUGGAACUCCCGAAUAUCUUGCCCCAGAAGUUAUCAAGGGAGAAGGUUACGGUAAAACUAUUGAUUGGUGGACGCUGGGCAUAUUACUGUAUGAGAUGUUGUCCGGUCUUCCCCCGUAUUAUGACGAGGAUCAUCAUACAAUGUACCGCAAAAUCCUGAAGGAUCCGUUAACUUUCCCAGCUGAGAUUAAGCCUGAUGCACGUGCCCUAUUGACCGGGUUGCUAGACCGAGAUCCUAACACUCGUCUAGGAGCCAGAGGUGCAGAAGAUAUCAAGCGACACGCAUUCUUCGCCAAAUCCAUAGAUUGGGAUAGAUUGAACUCCAAAGGUUAUCGUCCACCGUUCAAACCGAGUGUCGAAAGUGCGGCCGAUGCGAGUAAUUUUGACAGCGAAUUCACAAGUGAAAUGCCUAUGGAUUCUGUGGUGGAAGAUUCUCAUUUGAGCGAGACUGUACAACAACAAUUUGAGGGCUUUACUUUCAAUCCUGCCGGUGAAUACAUGAGCGAAAGUGUUCGGGAUUGAUCGCCACGACAAAACGACCAAGGUUACGACGUUUUUUUUUUUGUUUCAUCAGAAGGAAUCUUUACAUAUACAAACCACUCCGAUCUUGCGUUAUGUUUUUUUGUUAAAUUAUUCAGUGCCCAUAGUUUGCACGGACACCUUGUUCACCUUGUUCUUCCUAGUUUCUUUUACUUUCUUUUCCCCCUUUUUUGCGCGAAUCAUCUUCUGCUUCUAUGUUUCGGAGUGAAGCCGUGGGGGUACUGUAGAGGUCAUCAUUCGAACUUGAGAUACCAGGGCAAUCGGAAGAGGGCCGUAACAAUUCGGGCUUACUUCCAUGUGCACCAAAGCAACCAGCUGG